Messenger RNA from Racocetra persica, 126 nucleotides. Lineage: Eukaryota; Fungi; Glomeromycota; Glomeromycetes; Diversisporales; Gigasporaceae. The record is from the annotation of a GenBank genome assembly.
AAAACAAUGAUUUACAUCAAAAUGUGAACAAGCAAGAGAUCACAUUUGAUAUGAGUUCUUUGGAGUUUCAAGACACAAAUAAUAUUGACUUUGAAAAUUUAUUUCAUUCAGCGAAAGAAUUAUUAA